Messenger RNA from Periophthalmus magnuspinnatus, 5286 nucleotides. It is a transcript of the gene trak1a, whose product is annotated as trafficking protein, kinesin binding 1a. Bases 246 to 3410 code for a protein of 1054 amino acids. NCBI's taxonomy places the organism in Eukaryota, Metazoa, Chordata, Actinopteri, Gobiiformes, Gobiidae. Gene Ontology annotation, biological process: anterograde axonal transport of mitochondrion; neurogenesis; endosome to lysosome transport. The transcript has 15 exons. The record is from RefSeq and is a predicted model, not a curated record. Gene Ontology annotation, cellular component: dendrite. Gene Ontology annotation, molecular function: GABA receptor binding.
AAAGACUGGCUUGCUGAACUAGACAUUAACUGAGACAACACACCUCAUUCAAAUGGAUUACUGUUGGGGACCUUUUGUUAACAUAAUAUGUGCCUGAGAUGCUUAUUGGAUAUCAUUUACACAUAAUGCAUUCAGGUUACAUACUGACUGAAAACACUCCUUGGAUGCAAACAGUGCAGGUAGGAGCCAUGGCGUUGCACCUGCUGGCUUUGCAUAUUUGCCUUUGGACUUGAGAACACUGGAGUAUGGCAUUGCUCAAAACUGAGGUCUAUGAGGGCCUAAACCAGUCAGAGGAGGAUGACGACUGUUUUGGUGUUCCCAUUUGUGAAAGCACCAAACUGGAGGAAGAGGAGGAAGAGCAAGUGGAAUAUUUUUGUGGGACAAGUGUUGGAGGUUCAGAACAGGACGAGGAGAAGGAUGAGGAGCAGCAGCUUCUGUUGGAAGUGCUGUGUGCAGACAGAGUGGGCCAGAUGACGAAAACAUACAGUGACAUUGACGCUGUCACUCGACUUUUGGAGGAGAAAGAGCGUGACUUGGAACUUGCCGCCCGCAUUGGGCAGUCGCUGCUGAAGAAAAACAAAGCCUUGAGUGAGAGGAAUGAGCUGCUGGAAGAGCAAGUCGAGCACAUCCGAGAGGAAGUGUCACAGCUGCGUCAUGACUUGUCCAUGAAAGACGAGCUGCUGCAGUUUUACACCAGUGCUGCUGAAGAGAGUGAGGGAGAGUCCACCACCUCCACACCUGUCCGCCCACCUGAAACUAGUGUCUCACCGCCAACAUUUUUCCCGUUGGAUUCACUCCAAAAGAAACUCAAAGAUCUGGAGGAAGAAAACAAAUCAUUGCGAUCUGAGGCAAGCCAUUUGGAAACAGAAACUAUUUCCUAUGAAGAAAAAGAGCAGCAGUUGGUCAAUGACUGUGUCAAGGAACUUCGUGAUGCAAACCGCCAGAUUGGGUCACUCGCCGAAGAACUGGCCAAAAAGACGGAAGAUGCCACCAGACAGCAAGAAGAAAUCACACACCUCCUUUCACAGAUUGUGGACCUUCAGAAAAAAGCCAAAGUGUACGCAGUGGAGAACGAGGAACUGACUCAACACUUAGGAGCAGCCAAAGAUGCCCAACGGCAACUCACUGCUGAGCUGCAAGAGUUACAGGACAAGUACGCGGAGGGUAUGGAGAUGCUGCAUGAGGCUCAAGAGGAACUCAAAAACUUCAGAAAUAAAACAUUACCUCUGAGCACACCCAGGCGCUUCCACUCACUCGGACUCUUCCCACUGGACUCUUUAGCAGCAGAAAUAGAGGGCACUAUGAGAAAAGAGCUUCAGAACGAUGACCCAGAUGUAGAAGAACAACGGCUGCAGCCAAAACGAGUAUUUCAGACCGUGAAGAACCUGAAUUUGAUGCGUCAGCAGCGGGCUUCAUUGGCUCCAUCCCCCCUGAACAUCCCUGGCUCCAACCAGACAUCCAGUUUGAACUCAGGCCGAUCCAGCAGAGAAGGCACGCCGCGCUGUAACUCUGUUUUAGGCAGUGACACAGGAAGUGGCAUUAUCCUGGACAACAGAACCAGCAGUUUUCUGGAGGCCUCAGACAAUGGAUCAGAGGACUCAAACAAGCGUCCACCAGGGACCCCAGGGACUCCGGGCAGCAAGGACCUUGAAGCAGCUCUGCGACGUUUGUCUCUCCGACGUGACAACUACCUCUCUGAAAAACGUUUCUUCGAGGAUGAAAGGGAGAGAAAAUUGGCUUACCUGGCUAAAGAAGAAGAGAAGGGGGAUGGAGAAGGUAGUGGAGAUCCCGGGACCCCCACGGAGAGCCUGUUCUCACUCUGUACACAUCCGUCCAUUGGGAGCAUCUGGUCGGGAUACUCGUUCACAGCGAGGUCUUACCUUCCCGAGAAGCUGCAGAUUGUAAAGCCACUAGAAGGCUCUGCUACUCUCCAUGCCUGGCAGCAGCUGGCCCAGCCUCACUUGGGUGGCCUGUUGGACCACCGUCCCGGAGUGGUCACAAAGGGCUUCUGCACUUUAGAUCAUGAGCAGGAGCAGGACAGCUGGCAACUCGAUCAGCCCGAGGAGGAUGAAGUUUGUUGUGACUCGUUUAACAACUCUGUCAUGGAUCUGGCACACACUACCUCCUCAUCAUCUGCCUGCUGCAACCAAAAUGGCAACAUUAAAGACAAUUUAGAAAUAUUACAAGACAAACAAGCUGUGCACAUGCCCCCUUCCUUCUCUAACUCCUCGUCUUCCUCUGAAGUGAAUGGACACUUGGACCUGAUGGAGCUCCAGACCCUACAGCCCGGUGCAGUGGGCCGCCUGCCUGUUAAUUUUCCAGGGAAGUGUAUGUCCCACACAAGCUCCACAUACACCUUCACCACCUGUAGGAUCCUGCACCCCUCUGAUCAGCUGACCUCGGUGUCACCCAGCCCAUCCAUAGCGUCAUGUCAGAGCAGUACUUGUCUUGGUACACCCACCCACACUCCAUCCUCUGUUCCUUUCUCUGCCCCAGCCACACCCUCCUACACACCUAGCUGCACCCCACGCCGUCUGUCUCUCUCCCUGUCUUUGGCUGAAUCAUCUACAAACCUGCGGGACUCAACCAGGACCACCAGCACCUCUUUGGGCCUGGUGCGCCUCCUACAGGAGCGGGGAAUAUCUGCAUCAGUGUAUGACCCUCACAGCUGGGACAGAGGCAUGGAUACUAGCACAGCAUCCACCCCCCUAGUUGACAGGACACCCUUAAAACCUGAAGAAAGACCAACCACACAGCGUCCCACCAGUUUGUUUCUAAUGCUCCCCAACACACCACCAAACUCUCCCCGUUCUUGCUUGAAAUCUGCCUCUUCGCUCGACACUAGACCCGUAUUUCAGUUCAGCCCAUGUCAGGAAGAACCACCAUACUAUGACAUCUUCCUUGCUUCAAAACCAGCUCGUACCAUUUUAAGGGAAAUUCUGGGGGAGUCUGAGAGAGAGCGUGGGGCACAGGCAGACGAUGAUAGCCAGAUGGAGACUUCAAACUUGAGACUCGUCGACAAACUGAAACGUUUUCGCACCCUCUCACCCCUGUCCACUUCAUCUGGGAGUGCUGCUUUGCUAGUCCCGUUCAGUUCAACCAGCUUAGCUAACGGUGCCCUGGGUGGGGGUCUUACAGGGCUCAAUGCUGGACUGAGGAGGAACCGGAGCUAUCCUGCUUUGGUCGGGGCCAGUAUGGCAAUGAAAGACCCAGGAGGUACAAAUAUAUUAAUACCGCAAACUACGCAAUCGACAGAAUUACAGGACGCAAGCAAAAAUCACACAAAUUCAACCCUGUUCUCAUCACAAGCAAGAGAACAUGCCCCAAUAGAGCCAGCAACACGCAGAAAAACUAGUCCAAAACUCAUAAUCCAAGAUUCAAUAGAUAGCGAGGAUGAAUUUGGGGCAUAAAGUUUUGCACAGGAAACCAAAUGGAAAGAAAAUGCCAGUGCUCUCAAGUCAAUUAUUAUGCACAGCUGUUAUUGAUUUUAGGUAAACCCUCUUUGUUGCUUGAUAAAACUGAACUCUGUUACACUGUGGUAAUUUCUAAUAGUGCUUGACCAGGCGGAGUAUGUUGCCUUCUAUUUGUCCAUUUUAUACAUGGCUGGUAUAUUCAUAUGCACUAUGCGAUAUAUGGCAUUAUGAAUUGAAGGCCUGAUCCAGAUUUUUAAAAUACUUGCAUUAAGUGCUCUUUCUCUUCAGCAUAUAUUAUUAUAUAAUCAAAUUUUAACUUUAUACCACACCGUAGUUGUUAUUCUGAAUUGUGGCAGAGUGGUUUGAGUGUUGUGGUGUGUCUGCUUGUCACCCCUGCACCUAACUCGUCAUUCUGCCUCAUAGUUGUUGUAAUGUUCAAAUGUAUGACAUUGCAUUACUAAAAAAUAAAUAAAUCUGCACUGUAGUAAUUGAUGGUAAAAAAGGGCAUACGCAGUAACUUUUUAAUUGACUAAUUUAUUGCAUUAGUUUAUUUUUAUACCUGGAAUCAAAGUUUUGUUUGUUUUAAGAUAAAAAGUGAAUUUGUAUUUUUACCUACAGUGGCAGUACUACCAGAAAUAUUUUGUGCUUGUCAUAACAGUACAUAAUCUGGAUUGGGCCUUUAAUGUGCUUCGUGAUUGAAUGUUCAUAAUGUGCCUAAAUCAUCCUAAAUCAGAUCAGAGUACAGGUCUAUUAUUUCAAAGAGCCUCCAGUGGAAAUGUAAGCAGUAGUACAUUUGAAUGAAUUUUGCAUUUUACAAACACACUUGGCAAAUCUGCUCUAGUACCUGCUUCCACAGUUCAAGGCGUUAAGGAGGUACCUGUCCAAGCACUGUGACUGUGGGACGCAAUGGGAGAUUCUGUUAUUCUCAAGUGUUAUUGUUCAACUCAUGCAAUAGUCUUUUGUUUUUUGUUUGUUUUUUGUCUGUAGGUCACUGGGAAAAGAGCCAGAUGUUUAACAAAAUUACAGUUCAAAUUAUACUAUGACAGUAAGUCAUUUUGUAGUUUAUUUCAUAUAUACAGAUAAAGGAUUAGAUAUUCCAAGCAUAUAAUGUAAAGAUAAUCUGAAUUUAACCUCUCAAUUGAAUUUAUUUGGCUCGUGACUACUUUUAUAUGGAUUUAAAUGAUUUUAAUGAGUGCAGUUCACUGCUCCAGUACUGCUUUUUCCCAAACAUCUAUGGUAAUUUAUGUGUGUGGCAAUACAUAAUGGGUUAUAGUGCUAGACAUGAUUGUCUAGCCUUGAAGCUGGCAGAGCUGAUGAAAUCCUUAAUGAUUAAGGGGUAACUUUUUAGAAUGAGAUUAUUCUAUAUUUAAUAAAUGAAUACUGAAGAUUUAAGUUAAUGAAGUUAAUGUUGAGGAAGAUAUUGUUUGAAUGUUCAUAAUGUAAUUUUAAGCCUUUUGUUCUAUUGCCUAAUAACAUUUAUGUGGCACUUGAAGUUGACAUUUCCAUAAUUGAUUAUUUAUUUGGUUUGCUGUGGUCCUGCCUAUACUAUGUAAUGAAAAGCACUGUUAAGACAUACAGUAUUCAUAUUCUAAGUGCCAAGUUUGAAGCAGGGAGCAGUCUGCGUGCCCUUGUUAUUUGUGUGUCACUUGAAUCAUUUGAAUGUAAGUUAUUAAAUGCAUCCAUUCUUCUGUAGGGCCAUAUAUUUGUGUAUAUAUGUUCAUUUGCAUUGUAAAUGUACGCAGCAUUCAGAGUAGUAAAGAUACCUUUUGUAAAGAAAAGUAUAAAACAAAAAUACAGGGAUUAUAAGAGGGAAAGAAACUAUUUUGUGCAGGGACUGAACAGAUUGUAUUGUCAAUAUCAAUAAAAAAAUAUA